AUGAUUCACAACCUGACUUGCCUAUUGUUUUUUUUUGCCUAAUUAAUGUAAUUAGUGAGCCCCAUACUCUAAUUUCUUACGACAUCGGUUAAAAGUGGGCAAAAACUUCGUCUUUUAAACUUGAAGUGAAAAAAAUUAGGUCAAGCAAGGAUGGCGUUGGUGCCGCUCGCGCGAGACCGUGCACCGAACACUGUUUGGUUGUUACAGGUGUGGUCAACGCCACACAGAAAUCACUCUCUGUACGCUUGAAAAACAACUCUAAUGUCAUCAAAACAUAACCAACGAAACCUUGGUAGUGACUACAAGCUAAAAUCGUGACUAAUCUCCGCACCACCCAUUGCACCUUUCGAUUAUUAUUAAUUGUUGGCAACAAUGGCCGAUUACGACCAGAGAAAACGUCGCUCCCUCGCCGGUAACCUCGGCAUCCUCUUCUUCGUCAUCGCUUUCAUCCUCGUAACCGUGGCAUUUUCGACCCCCAGCUGGCUGGUGUCCGACUACCGCAUCACGGGGGCUAAACUCGACCGCUUCGGGCUGUGGAUGCACUGUUUCCGGUCGCUGCCCGACCCCUACGACCACAACCAGAACCGCUUCUUCAGCGGCUGUCGCUGGCUGUACGACCCCUUCACCACGGGCUAUGACAGGAUCCGGGGUUUCCUCAUUCCGCCGUUCAUGGUGGCCACCCAGUUCUUCUUCACGCUGUGUUUCAUAUCAGUUUUGAUUUGUGCCAUCUUGACCCUAUUGUAUUUCCUAUGCUGCGGCCCCGAUCAGAAGCAGUUCAUCACUUUGAUUCGGAUGAACGCGCUGAUUUUACUCGCAGGGGGUGUCUGUGGAUGCAUCGCGGUUAUUGUUUUUGCAUGUACGGCCAAUACGCAGGGCUGGAUGCCCGGACACGAUAACAAUUUCUUUGGCUGGUCUUUUGUCUUGGGGUGUGUGGGCUCCAUAGCGUGCUUGGUCGCCGCUGCACUGUUCUUAACCGAUUUGUACGUCCAGAGGAGGAAGAGGGAACAGUUAAUGGAGUCUCAGACGAGGUUUGAGCUGCAAAGGGAGACGAAGGCUUGACGAAAACGGAAACAUUCCAUCCAUGUGUACAAAUUUUUUGCUUUGUAUUGACUCGUCCAUUUUAUUUUUUAAGUAGUGGUGUUACUUAAACAAGUUAAGUAAUUCCCGUGGAGUAGAGGUCAGGAAUUGAUCUUAAUUAUUUAGUCCGUCCAUUAAUUAGUUGUUACAUUUUGACGAUUUUAUAACGACAUGUGAGAAUGCAACGCAAAAACCUGCCUUAAGAAAAGUCGCUUUUUAUAUCUAAUGUACUUUAUAACUAUAUUAAAGGUUAUAAUAAAGUAUUUUUUAUA
This is a messenger RNA of Tribolium castaneum (red flour beetle), 1349 nucleotides long. RefSeq names its product sinuous (gene sinu). Lineage: Eukaryota; Metazoa; Arthropoda; Insecta; Coleoptera; Tenebrionidae. Gene Ontology annotation, biological process: septate junction assembly; regulation of tube size, open tracheal system. The transcript has 2 exons. The record is from RefSeq and is a predicted model, not a curated record. The coding region runs from base 373 to 1059 and encodes 228 amino acids. Gene Ontology annotation, cellular component: septate junction; membrane.